AUGCCUUCAAAUUGUGGGAGGCCAAUGCAGAUCACGCCAUUUUCACGGGUACACCCUCAGAGCUCUUUAAUGUUAACUAGGAGAAUCCAGGGUCUUGGCUCGAAACCCAACCUCUCAGCCUGGUCCUUGGUACCCGCUCCUCGGCCAUCGCAUUUCUGGGGCGGCCUGGGCUCACCCGGAACAGGUCUUCUCCUCCGCGGACAACUCCGUCAUGGGAAAGUCAGGCCCGCGCAAGCAGUAAAGCAGGUCUCGGUUGUGCGGCGCUGCAGCGCGGAGCCCGCCGUGCCGCCAGCGCGUCUCCCCAGCCCAGCCGGCGCUCUGGCCGCUGCUCUCCCGCUCCCGCCUCAUUACAGCUUUUUAAUUUCCAGGCCUGGCAGGCCUCCUAAACGUUCUUUGGGAGUGUUGCAGGACAAUGCUCGCCUUUUGCCCCAUUCAGUUUCUGGCCUUUUAUCACCAGGACUUAUCACUCCAACAGGUAUAACAGCUGCAGCAAUGGCUGAAGCAAUGAAACUGCAGAAGAUGAAGCUUAUGGUAAUGAACACUCUUCAGGGAAAUGGAAACCAAAAUGGAAAUGAAUCAGAGCCUGAUGAUCUUAAUUCUAAUAUUGAUCAGGAAACAGAGGUGCAGUGUGGUUCGGCUUUGCUCAUAGCCCCAAAGCUAGUAAGUGUCAGAGGUAUAUUUCAAUCCCAUGUCUGGUUAAGUCCAAAGGCUGUUUCAGUCACAUUCUUCCUCCUCUUUAAUAUUGUUUUGAAGCAGAGAUUUUAUUCUAUCAAACCCUUCAAAUAAAAGUUGUUUUUAUAUGAGGUUGCACUGAUAAACUCAUGAUCAGUUUCCUAGUCCUAACACCUUUUAUUUCAUAUUGGCUUUCAAAUCUUCUGGUGUCUUAGAAUGACCAUUAUUUGACAGGAAACCACUUGUAUAUAGAAAUAAUUGUUAAAAAAUAAUUGCUGUGCUAAUAAAAAUUAAUGGGAGUUCAAGCAGUAAUUUUUGUCAUGUUUUUCUUAGGCAUACUAGUUUAUGAAAAAAACUGUACAAAAUUUGUAGGUUAUUCCUUUAUAAUAAGUCAAUAAAGACAUUGGAGAGAUGUACCGGUGACCUAAUUUCUAACUUAGAAGUAGUUAAUUUUCCUGGCUAAAUAUGAUCUGUCCUAACUCCGUAUACCCAUAAUUGUGAUAAAAUAAAGUAUUAGGUUUUCAUUUGUGUAUAAUAUUAUACUUGAUGCUAUAGAAAUGAAAUUAGAGUAGUCAUAGUGCAUGACCUUGCAGAGAUUGUAAUCUAUCUGCAUCUUGAUGUAAUGAAGGUAAGCAGAUAUAAAAAAUAAUUAUAAUGAUGAUAAUAAGAAUAAUAUGUAUUUAAAUGAAGAAGUCCCUGAGGUUUUCAAAGUCUAUAAAUGAACACUGCUACCAUGUCUGUACAUGCAUACAUACUAGAUUCUGUUACAAGGAGGGAUCCCCUCAGCCGUAACUUUCCCCCAUGAGGUAUUAGAGAGCCGGUAGCCCUCAGCAAUCUUUGCCACUGAAGACUGCAGCUGCUCUCACUGCCACCACAGACAACCACAGAUUUGUCUGUCAAAGAACUUCACAGUCUUUGCCAAUGGUGAUCUCAGCUGAUGGAAUUGCACAAAGACAACACUGCUCUGCCCUCCCCAUUCCUAGAUCUGGAGCUGCCAUUGUGCUUUCCUGGAGCCAGAGCUGCCACAAUCCAUUUAGUCAAUGUCUUUGCACCCACCUGCCUGUGAAGGUCUUUCCCUAUUGAAGUGAGUCCAUAGAGUCUGAAAGAGGUGCCUACUGCUUCAAAUGUGCAGACAGCAAUGCAAAGUCAUAUGGAAUAUGAAAAAUCAAUAAAACACCAC
This is a messenger RNA of Canis lupus familiaris (dog), 1852 nucleotides long. Its product is annotated as dachshund homolog 1-like. Bases 1 to 786 code for a protein of 261 amino acids. NCBI's taxonomy places the organism in Eukaryota, Metazoa, Chordata, Mammalia, Carnivora, Canidae. The transcript is spliced from 4 exons. The record is from RefSeq and is a predicted model, not a curated record.